CUCGGUUGUCUGUCCUGUCUAAAGUCUCUGGCAGCAGGCUUGUUGGUAGCUUGACUGUGCAAAGACGGCAAGAAGCGACCGACCGGCGGGGGAGGCAGGCAAAGUAAAGGACAGGGGGAAUUUAGGCUGUGUCCCGUAUUUGGAAUAAUCAAGACUACAGUUUUGCGCUUGACGUGAAGCGAGCUCCUCUGUAACCUUCAAAAAGGACCCGCAUUUUGACGGCUAACUUAACGUUACUGCUGGAACUCUCGAACUAGCUAACCGUCGUUGUGAACUGGGAAGAAACUAAAGAGAUAUUUGAUUUCUGGACGAAGAAUGGGAUUUAAGUGAACAUAUCUGCCAGCAUUGAGUUGUGAAAACAAGGGAAUAUUUUCCAGUUGGAUGGAAAAAACAUACUGUCGAAAGAGGCAAAAUUCAGUUAAGCCCUGUUAACGCUGUGUACGUUAUAUGUCAACUCCUGGAAAAAAGGGGCAACGAUGGCAUUUAGGAACGAAGAAAAGUAACAUUAACGGUAGCUCGCUGGCUAGCUAAAUAGCUAACAUAGCAGGCUGCUAACUAAGCCUGUGUCGCCCUUCCAUUCCUGGAGUAGAGGAGGGGCGCUGGGGCUUUGUAGCAUUGCAGAUCUGCCUUGCAUUUUUGGGUUGCUGCAAGAAUGGAGAAUCCCAAAUAUCUGCCACCACAACUCAGGGGUUUCUGUUGAACCACAUUGACUCGAUUUUUGUUGUAUUUCUCACACAGAGAAGACCAGAAAACUGCCAUCUUACGUUGGGAUUUCAUCAAAAUCAGCCGGCCCGGGGCAGACAGGGUCUGUAAUUGUGACUAUUUCUUUUCGUAUAUGUCCUGUGGGGAUAGGUAUUUUAAAAUGGGGAAGUGCUACACUUCGUAGAUACUGGAUCUUGAGAGGGAGAUCAUGAACUGGCCGGUUUUAACGCGGAUUUAGCCCCUGCUUGUGCUCAACUCAAAGUUUUCUUUUAUUAUUUUCGAGACAUAUUCAAGGUGGGAGAAGUUCUUUACAGGCCCCUUCUGUGCUAACUAACAGGCCGAGGAGCUGUUUGGCCAUUUCGCUUUCCAUCUCAUCCAUCACCAUUACUUCAAAAAUCAACAAGCCGGAAUAACGUAAUCAUGUCGGGCGAGGUGCGUUUGAAGAAGCUGGAGAACCUGAUCCUGGACGGGCCAGCUCGGUCCAAUGGCCAGUGCCUGAGUGUGGAAACGCUGCUGGACAUCCUGGUCUGCCUUUACGAUGAGUGCAACAACUCUCCACUCAGAAGAGAGAAAAACAUCCUGGAGUUUUUGGAUUGGGCGAAACCCUUCACUUCCAAAGUGAAGCAGAUGCGCCUGCACAAGGAAGACUUUGAGAUCCUCAAGGUGAUUGGUCGAGGAGCGUUUGGAGAGGUUGCAGUCGUAAAAGUGAGAAACACUGACAAGGUAUUUGCCAUGAAGAUUCUCAACAAGUGGGAGAUGCUGAAGCGCGCUGAGACGGCGUGUUUUCGCGAGGAGCGGGAUGUGUUGGUAAAUGGGGACUGCCAGUGGAUCACCACCCUGCACUACGCCUUCCAGGACGACAAUAAUCUGUACCUGGUCAUGGACUACUAUGUUGGUGGCGAUCUGCUGACUCUGCUCAGUAAGUUUGAGGACCGGCUGCCGGAGGAGAUGGCCAGGUUCUACCUGGCUGAGAUGGUGCUGGCCAUCGACUCCGUCCACCAGCUCCACUACGUCCACAGGGACAUUAAGCCCGACAACAUUCUGUUGGACAUGAACGGCCACAUCCGCCUGGCUGACUUCGGCUCCUGCCUCAAACUGAUGGAGGAUGGGACGGUCCAGUCCUCUGUGGCGGUGGGGACUCCAGACUACAUCUCCCCAGAAAUCCUCCAGGCUAUGGAGGACGGGAAGGGCAAGUAUGGUCCUGAGUGUGACUGGUGGUCCCUGGGAGUCUGCAUGUAUGAAAUGCUGUACGGCGAGACUCCUUUCUAUGCAGAGUCCUUGGUGGAAACCUAUGGGAAGAUCAUGAACCACAAGGAGCGGUUCCAGUUCCCACAGCAGAUAACAGACGUGUCCGAGGACGCCAAGGAUCUGGUACGCCGGCUCAUUUGCAGUCGAGAGCACCGAUUGGGCCAAAACGGCAUUGAGGACUUCAAGCACCACCCCUUCUUCAUUGGCAUUGAUUGGGAAAACAUUCUUACGUGUGAGGCGCCGUACAUCCCUGAGGUCAGCAGUCCUACAGAUACCUCCAACUUUGAUGUGGAUGAUGACUGCCUGAAGAACUCGGAGACCAUGCCCCCACCCUCUCACACUGCCUUCUCUGGCCACCACCUGCCCUUUGUGGGCUUCACCUACACCAGUAAAUGUACCCUAUCUGACCGGGCCUGCCUGCGACAGCUGGCAGGGGAGCCGGGUAAGGCAGGCCGGGACCAAUUGGACCUGGAUGUCCAGCGAAGCCUGGAGGACAGCCUGGCCACAGAGGCUUACGAGAGGAGGAUCCGUCGCCUGGAGCAGGAGAAAAUAGAGCUGAGCCGCAAACUCCACGAGGCGACUCAGACGGUGCAGGACCUGCAGCACCCAACAGGCGAGGGCCCUGUCAGCGCCAACAAGGAGGUGGAGAUCAGGAGUCUGAAGAGCGAGAUCGACAUCCUCAAGAAGCAGAUUGCUGAGUCGGGCCAUCGGGAGAAGCAACUGGAGGACGUGUCGUCGGCGCGCAGGGAUUUGGAGGACUCAUCCAAACAUGCCAAGACUCUGGAGAAACAGAUGAAGAGCGUUACACAGGAGAGGGAUGACAUGCACAAGGAUCUUGCUGAGUCCAACGAGAAGCUGAAGUCUCAGUCGAAAGAGCUGAAGGAAGCCCACAGCCAGAGAAAACUGGCCAUGCAGGAGUUUUCUGAGAUUAACGAGAAACUCACAGCAGACCUCAGGUCGGUGAAGCAGCGUCUGGCUCGCCAGUUGCGCGACAAGGAGGAGGAGAUGGAGAGCCAGACUCAGAAGCUUGAGGCGCUUCGCCUUGAGGUGCGGAAGUCUGAGAGGGCCAGGAAAGAGAUGGAGGUACAGACGGAGGAGAAGACAGCGGAGGCUAUGAAAGAGAGGAAGCUGAGAGAGCGUAAUGAGCAGUAUAGCCGACAGCUGGAGGAGGAGUUGGAAGGGCUUAAGCUGAAGCAGGCCGGCUCCUCUGCUGCCCCAGCUUCAGCGGACCAGACCCAGGAAGUUGGCCGCCUGCGGGGCGAUCUGGAGAAGAAAACGCUCCUGUACGAGGAGGAGUUGGCACGCAGGGAAGCGCAGCACAGCUCGGAGCUGAAAGGCCUGCGCAAGGAGCUACGGGACGCUGAGAGCCAACACCUCGCCCUGCAGAAAGAGAUCCUGAUGCUCAAAGACAAGCUGGACAAGACUCGCCGCGAGAGUGAUGAUUGCAUCAGCCAAAGCGAGCGAGAAGAGAUUGAGACGGAGAACAAGCAAAAGUACGAUAGGGAGAGAGUCCUGCUUACUGAAGAAAAUAAGAAGCUGUCCAGUGAACUGGAUAUGCUGACCAGCUUGUUUGAGAAGGUGAGCAACUCCAACAGGCAGCUGGAGGAGGAGAUGAGGGAGUUGGCUGACAAAAAGGAGAGUGUAGCUCACUGGGAGGCCCAGAUAACUGAAAUCAUCCAAUGGGUGAGUGAUGAGAAGGAUGCUCGGGGCUACCUACAGGCUCUGGCUACUAAGAUGACAGAAGAGCUGGAGGGACUGAGAAACACCAGCCUAGGAGCGAGAGCCACGGACAUGCCGUGGAAGAUGCGCCGCUUCGCGAAGCUGGACAUGUCCGCCCGUCUGGAGCUGCAGUCGGCCUUAGACGCUGAGAUCAGAGCCAAGCAGAGCAUCCAGGAUGAACUGAACAAGGUCAAGGCCAACAACAUGUCAACAGAAUGUAAACUGCAGGAAGUGGAAAGUAAAAACCAGGAGCUCCUGGCUGAGAUCGACAGGCUGAAGAAAGAGACAGAGGAGCUGCGGCUACGAAGGGGUGUCAAGCACCAGGAUUCCCAGAAUUCCUUCUUGGCUUUUCUCAAUGCCCCCACCUCAGCCCUCGACCAAUUUGAUGACUCUUAUUCCUCAUCCUCAUCUUCUUUAAUUGAGUUUUGGGAAGACCGCUCGCCCUCCGUUGGCCCAGCUAGCAAAGGCAGACGCGUGGACUCUAUGGAUAACUUCACCCCCUCCAACACUCCAUCCCGGGAAGAUGACCCUAAGUCCCUCCUCAAGUCCCGAUCGCGGUCACCCUCCACGGCUAGUGACAUGGAGCCCAUAGAGUUGAUAGACCAUCCUCCUCGUACAAUCCAGACCCCCACAAUGCGCUCAGGGGGUUACGGCAGCAUUGGACGCUCCUCUCCUAAGCCCAAAGCACAUCAGUUUGUGGUGAAGUCAUUCACCACGCCCACUAAGUGUAACCAGUGCACUUCCCUCAUGGUGGGGCUCAUACGUCAAGGCUGUACCUGUGAAGUGUGUAACUUCUCCUGCCAUGUAACAUGUGCGGACAAGGCUCCGGCUGUGUGUCCCGUGCCCCAGGACCAGACCAAGGGCCCGCUGGGUAUUGACCCUCAGAGGGGUAUUGGUACUGCAUAUGAAGGCCACGUCAGGGUGCCCAAGCCUACAGGGGUGAAGAAGGGUUGGCAGAGGGCGAUGGCUGUGGUGUGUGACUUCAAACUGUUCCUCUACGAACUGGGAGAAGGAAAAGUAACGCAACCAAGUGUAGUAGUCAGCCAAGUCAUUGAUAUGAGGGAUGAGGAGUUUUCAGUCAGUUCUGUCCUGGCUUCUGAUGUCAUCCACGCCAGCCGCAAAGACAUCCCUUGUAUAUUCAGAGUGACAGCGUCCCAGCUCUCCCCCUCCAGCAACCACAAGCCCUCCAUCCUGAUCCUGGCCGACAGCGAUCAGGAGAGGAACAAAUGGGUGGGCCUACUCAACGAGCUCCACCGCAUCCUCAAGAAGAACAAGCUCAAGGAGCGCUUUGUCUACGUGCCCAAGGAGGCGUACGACAGCACCCUGCCGCUCAUCAAGACAACACAGUCUGCUGCUAUCAUAGAUCACGAGCGUGUCGCCCUGGGCAACGACGAAGGCCUUUUUGUCAUCCAUGUCACCAAAGAUGAAAUAAUCCGGGUGGGGGACAACAAGAAGGUGCACCACAUCGACCUGAUUCUCCAGGAGCAGCUGCUGGCGGUCAUCUCCGGCAAGAACCGUCACGUCCGACUCUACCCCACGCAGGCCUUGGACGGCCGCGAGGCGGACUCCUUCAAGCUGGCUGACACAAAGGGCUGCCAGACCAUUGUCUCUGGCCCCAUCCGCAACGGCUCGCUCACCUGCCUCUGCGUGGCCAUGAAGAAACAAAUCAUCUGCUACGAGGUGAAUAAAAGUAAAAACCGUCACCGUCGGCUGCCACAGAUGCAGGUGCAGGCCCCAGCGGCCAUUCAGUGGAUUGGUCUGCUCAGCGAGCGGCUCUAUGUAGGAUACCAGUCUGGCUUCACCCGCUACAGUGUCCACGGCGACAUGGACCCUGUCAACCUCCUCCACCCCGAGGACCACACCCUGGCCUUCAUCCCCCAGCAGGCCCUGGACGCCCUCUGCGCCGUGGAGAUCUCCAGCAAGGAGCUGCUGCUGUGCUUCAGCUUCAUCGGCGUCUACGUGGACUCCCAGGGCCGCCGGUCGCGGCAACAGGAGCUGAUGUGGCCCGCUGUUCCCAACUCUGCUUGCUACAACGCCCCCUACCUGUCGGUGUACAGUGAGAACGCUGUCGAUGUGUUUGAUGUCAACACCAUGGAGUGGAUUCAGACCAUCCCUCUGAAGAAGGUGCGACCUCUGAACGUUGACGGCUCUCUGAACCUGCUGGGACUGGAAACAGUCCGGCUCAUCUAUUUUAGAAACAAGAUGGCCGAGGGUGACGAGCUGGUCGUCCCGGAGACGUCAGACAACAGCAGGAAGCAGAUGGUGCGCAGCAUGAACAACAAGAGACGCUUCUCCUUCAGGGUGCCGGAGGAAGAGCGACUACAGCAGAGGAGAGAGAUGCUGCGAGAUCCAGAGAUGAGGAACAAGCUGAUCUCCAACCCCACCAACUUCAACCACGUGGCCCACAUGGGACCAGGAGACGGGAUCCAGAUCCUUAAAGACCUGCCCAUGGAGAGCCGUGCGGGCUUCAGCGGUUCAGUCAGCAUCCCCUCCAUCACCAAGAACCGGGCCGAGCCGGGCCGUUCCAUGAGCGCCAGCAGCGGUCUGGGCAUACGCUCGUCCUCCCAGAACGGCAGCGCUCUGCGCAGAGAAAUGUCCGGAGGAAGCUACGGCAAGCGGCAGACCAUGACCUCGCCCUCAGAGAGCUCCCUGUCUUCGGGCGGGGGCAUGGACUGUGUUGAUGCUCCACUCUCACAGUUCGACAGAGAGUGGCAGGCAGUCUCACCGUCGGAGAAGACCCCCGAUCUGAAAAGGGCUUUAAGGACCCUGCUUAGUAAAAUGAAGGUAAUGUCAACAGCUGCAACGGCUGCACCAAACACACAAACUGAGAUCACCGUGUCACUGAAUAUGCACCCACACUGUGUCAUUUCAAAAUCUACACAAAAAAACAAAACACCAACACACAGCGACUGUGCCGUCAGCCGAAGCUUUCGCUCUCGCGGCACCAUCUCCGCUCCGUCACAUCUGCGGCAGCAUCUGAUGGCCUGUCACAUCUGUCAGCGGAGCAUCAGCUGCACCAUCGGUCUGUCCCUCACCUGGCCCUCUGUCGUUUUUUUGGGUUGCUGGUUGAAACCGCUGCAGCUUGGCCAUUUUGCAUAACCACAAUCACCGAGCAUGUCUGCUUCCACACAGCCUGCCCAUGUUUCUAACCAUGAGCGGUCCAGCUCAGAGCACAACUAGGCCAGACGGAUGUAGAAUCUG
Molecule: messenger RNA, 6870 nt
Organism: Etheostoma cragini (Arkansas darter)
Lineage: Eukaryota; Metazoa; Chordata; Actinopteri; Perciformes; Percidae
Gene: cdc42bpab
Product: CDC42 binding protein kinase alpha (DMPK-like) b
Exons: 44
Coding region: 1123-6768 (1881 amino acids)
Biological process (GO): actomyosin structure organization; peptidyl-threonine phosphorylation
Cellular component (GO): cytoplasm; actomyosin; cytoskeleton
Molecular function (GO): protein serine/threonine kinase activity; ATP binding
Source: RefSeq, a predicted model, not a curated record